AAUGGUGACUGCUUGUUGAACAAGGCAGCAUUACUGUAAAUUGGUGCAGGAAGAGCGAGUGCGUCGGGUGUUGGACACAAAACAAAUGAAGGAGGUGUGUUUUGUUUAGGCAGGAAUUUUGGUCCUGUAAAUCCCAAAUUCCCAUUGACAGCUGCUUGUUGUCUUCGAAUCCCUCACUGUUUUCUCACCAUCAACUUGGUGGCAUGGACUGUUGGUGGUCUUUGAAAAGCAGGUAUCUGAGCUUGGAUUGUGAGUAUCAGCAUGACAUUAACUUGUGCUUUGCUAUAGAUUAGGGUUUAUGGGACUGGUUUUGAUAGUUAAAUAGAGGGAGAAAAUAAAAAAACAAAAGAAUCCUAGCCCUAUCUAAAAUUUAUUUCGGAUACAAUUAAAAUUUAAAUUGCCAUUGAGAAAUAAUUGGUAAAAAGCUUAACUAGGAUGGACAAGACUCUAUUUAUUUUUGAAUUAUAAAGAAAAGGAAAGAGGAAGAAAUAGGAAAAAGAAAAGAAAGUAGUUAGAAUAAUUAAACCCAAAAGUAAUCAUUUGAAUUGGAAUAGUUUUCAUCUUAUACGUUGAUUUAUAUAUUCUCUUCCCCUGAUUUAACUAAUUACACGAUUUUAUUUGAGUGAUUGAUCUUUUUUUGAUUGGCCGGGAUCAGAUUUUAUACCAACAAAGAUGAUAUUGAAAUUAAAUGGCCGAGAUGCAUGCAGAGAUAUACAUCCAAGGAAAUUGCUUGGGUCUCAAAUAAAAUCCUUGCUUCCCAAGCAAAAGCAGGAGGGAUCCUAUAUUAUUAUCCAAAAUAAGAACAGGCAUUUCAUUUCUCCUCUGCAACAAAUUCAGAUUGGCACUAUCCAAUUUGAUGGUCAUGAAGCCAGGGCAAGUUCAACUCCUCUCUGUUCUCAAAGCAUGCCAAAGCUAUGUGGGCAGUAAUAUUUCAAACCUCACGAGAAUGGCUGCUCCUACAACUCUUGUUGGCCCUCCAGAGCUCAAACAACCAGUAACCUCAUCACCACCACCACCACAAUUCCAAUUACUAUACCAACUUGCUUCCGUCCCAUCCACCACCAAGGAUAAUUACCGCUCCUUUGGUAACCCCUGCCAUGCAAUCUAUUUCAACGACAAAACUCAUAGACAUCUGAAGCAACUGCUCCCACUCGCCUGGUCCCGCAAUCCCCUAACCACCCUUAAGCUCAUCUGUAGCCUACUACGCUUCCAAGAGAAAGAAUUGUUUUACACGGCGGCGUCUUGGCUCUUCCAGAACCACCCCAAGACCCUAGCAUGCAACGUGGUGCCUAUUGCUGGGGCAUUGGGGGAUUUCAAAGACAUUCUGGAGGUUCUCUAUGGGAUUCUAGAUGUCAAUGCCGUGAGGAAGAGGAGGAGUCGGAGUCGGAAUUUGUGGUUUGUUUACGAGGAGGACGUGAUACAGAAGAAAGUAGGCAGCGGGGCAGAUAUUAGUAAUAAUACGAGAAAGAAGAUGAUCGACAUGGCAAGGAAGGCUGUUGAGAUGUAUGAAAGUGAUCCGGAUUAUCAACUGUUACACGAGCGGGUUUCGGAUCUUUACGCUGAAUGCUUGAAGUCUGAUAUUCAGAAUUUGAAGAAAUAUGAGAAGCAGAAGAUGGAAAAUGUCAAUGGUCCUGACAAGUUAAAUUUGGAGUUGAAGUUAACCAUGGCAGCCAAGUGGUGCCCUUCUGUCGAUUCCUUCUUUGAUCGCUCCACGUUGCUUUGUGAGACCAUUGCAAGGAAGCUUUUCCCGCAAGAGGAAUGCAAGAAAGGUAAUUCUGUUCAGGAGGAGGAGGCGGAUUACGUGUCAAGAGUUCGAGAGCGGCUGAUGAAUGAAGUUUUGGAGCCCUUGAGGAAAGUCAUUAAAGAAGGUUAUGAAGAAAAAAUAUGUACCCUAUGUAAGAAGGGGAGAGGAGCCUCGGGUGAAGAAGUAUUUGAUGUGUGUCAACUCAAAAAAGAUUGAAGCAGGUGCUAUGCUUCCACAUCAGAUCAUAGGCUAUGUGAAUGACCGCAAUUUCGGGGAACUGGCUGAGGCUCAGUGGAAGGCAAUGGUGGAGGAGAUGUAUUCAAAGCGGGGAAAGUUCAAGAACUGCUUAGCUGUGUGUGACGUCUCUGGAAGGAUGUCUUGGGAUCCCAUGAAUUUUUCAUUGGGUUUGGGACUGUUGGUGUCUGAGCUGAGUGAAGAGCCAUGGAAAGGAAAGGUCUUCACUUUUAGUCGAAAUCCUCAGCUACUUUUGAUACAAGGCGAUGAUCUUAAGUCCAAGUGCGCGUUUAUGAGGAGGAUGGACAACCAGGACUGGGACGGGGAGACUGAUUUUAACAAGGUGUUUGAUUUGAUCCUGGAAGUGGCUGUGAAGGGGAACUUGAAGCCAGAGCAAAUGAUCAAGAGGUUGUAUGUGUUCACCAGUGACCAAGAUUUUGAUGAUGCUUCCGCAAAUAGCUGGAAGACUGAUUAUCAGACAAUACAGAGCAAGUUUAAGGAGAAAGGAUAUGGCGAUGUGGUGCCACGCGUAGUGUUUUGGGAUAUGAACGAAGACGAGGCUAUCCCGGUGGCCUAUUCUGCAGAACAAGGGGUGGCCAGGAUGACUGGCUACUCCAAGAACUUGGUCAAUUGCUUCUUGGACAAUGAUGGGGAUGUCAGCCCCGAUCAUGUUAUGGAAGCAGCCAUCUCUGGCAAUUAUUAUCAAAACCUGGCUGUAGUUGACUGAUCCUCAUAUGAUUGCAGUCUCCUUCUCCUUUGGCAUUUGGGAUUUUAUGAAAAGAAACUUGAAUUGACUUAUUUAAUGAUA
Messenger RNA from Prunus mume (Japanese apricot), 2786 nucleotides. RefSeq lists its product as uncharacterized. The record is from RefSeq and is a predicted model, not a curated record. Lineage: Eukaryota; Viridiplantae; Streptophyta; Magnoliopsida; Rosales; Rosaceae.